Plasmodium berghei ANKA is the source of this 390-nucleotide messenger RNA. Its product is annotated as conserved Plasmodium protein, unknown function. Lineage: Eukaryota; Apicomplexa; Aconoidasida; Haemosporida; Plasmodiidae. The transcript has 2 exons. Bases 1 to 390 code for a protein of 129 amino acids. The record is from RefSeq and is a predicted model, not a curated record.
AUGAAAAUUGACCAAACUAAGGAAUUAACAACAGGGUUAUACGAUUUAAGAAACAAGAAUGUCAAUGAAAUCGCCGAAAUAAUAAAAGCACAUAAAGAAAACAAACAAAAUAACUUAAGUAAAAUUGAUAAAGCAAUCGAAAUUGAAAAUAUAAAACAAAUGAAAAAGUUUGCAGAAAGUCAGGGCGAAUGCUUUAAUAUGUGUAGAAUGAACUUAAAAGAGAGAUUUAAAAAGGAUCUAGAGCAAUAUAAAAAAUUUAAUAAUAAUAAUUUAAAUUUUGAUGAAAAUAAUGUUAUUAAUUUAGAAAAAAAAUAUAAUAAUUUGGAGAAAGAGCUAUGCUUUGAUGCCUGCUCAAAGAAAUAUAAAUAUUUAUUUAAUGGAAUAGUAUGA